GGUCAGGAAUGGCAGUGGCAGAGACAGGGGAUAUGAGUUGCUCCUCUGUGACUCUGGCCAGUGUCCUGCAGGUGAAAGGAGCAGCUUUAGAUGAGGAAGAAAUAUGGGCCCUCUUACUUCUGGCCACUGAAUACAUUCUUGAAAACCUCAACAAGGAUUCCUUUAAUUACGUUGUCUGUCCCUGGUCAGCCCUGCUUUCUGCCAGAGGGACUGUGGCUUUCCAAAACAAUGUUUCCCACUUGGAGGCUGCACUUUUCAAGGCCCCAGAAACACUUCAGGAACAGGGCAAAAUUGGUCAUCUUGAACUAUCUAAGAUGCAUGUUUAUUCACUGGGAAUGACCCUGUACUGGUCAGUAGAUUUUCAAGUUCCUCCAAAUCAGCCUCUUCAGAUAGGUGAUCCACUGCACUCCAUUCUGCUAAUGAUGUGUGAAGAUUUGCCCCACAAACGCUUUCCUUUGGAAUCCAUUUUGGAAGCGUGCAAUACCCAUCAGAAAGAGACCGCUACAACUCCAGCCAACAUCUGCAUUAAGCGAAUGGUCAAACUCGUGCAGGGAAGCAUUCUGGAGAUGGAACAACUAAUAGUUGAAGAAAGCACAUCGACCUGGCAGAACAGAAGUUCUAAGUUAAGGAAAAGACUCCAUCAGAAGCAAAGCGACCCUUCAUGGUUAUCCUCCCAGCUGAACUUGUGCCAAGUUUCAGAGAGAAAUUCACAGACAAGAAGAGAAUGGGAGCCUCACUUGAGCACUUUGGAACAUAGCAAGUACAAGCUGUCUAUUAACAGGUCAGCCAGCAUGGCUAUGGAUGAGCUCUCCAUGGGAGUUCGAGACAAUUGGCUCAGUUCAGAAUCCACAUUCUCUGUCUCGGCCAAAAGCUCCUCCUCAGUGAACACUUCCCAGAGGUGCCUGUUCCAGAGGAAAGAAAAGUUUGCGAGGCCUGAAUUUAUCCUGUUGUCUGGAGAGCCACCGGUGACCUUACAUCUGCCCGGAUCCAUUGUGACAAAAAAGGAGAAAUCUCACCUGUCUCAAAGAGACCUUUAUGUAGUUCUGCUGAAUGGACAGUGCUUAGAGAUGAAAUGUGACAACAAGUCUAAAGCAAAAGAUAUCUUUGAUGCAGUUAUAGCCUAUAUAAAUCUGGUUGAACCCUUCUACUUUGGUUUAGCUUACAUGAAAGGAAAUGAGUUCUUCUUUUUGGAUGAUGAGACUAAGCUAUACAAAGUGGCGCCAGAUGGCUGGAAUAACCAAACCAAAAAGAAAUCUUCCAUCAUUAACUUCACACUCUUUCUGAGGAUAAAAUUCUAUGUCAACCACUUUAACACCAUCCAACACGGCCUGACGAGACAUCAAUUUUACCUGCAGCUUCGGAAAGAUAUUCUGGAGGAGCGAGUGUACUGCAGUGAUGAGAUGUUGUGGCAGCUUGGCUCGUUGGCCUUACAAGCAGAAUUUGGCAAUUAUACUGCAGAGGUGCGGGAUAGGAAUUAUUUUCGGGUUGAAGACUACCUUCCGGCGAGUAUGAUCGAACGGGUGACCGUACGCUAUGCACAACAACAGAUCUCAGAGAUGCAUCGUCUCCUCUGCCCUCUCUUUGUAGAAGAAGCUGAACUGGAAUUUUUAAAGAUGACCCAGCAACUUCCAGAAUAUGGAGUGCUCUUUUAUCGAGUUUUCCAAGAGAAGAGACUGUUAGGAGGGGAGAUGAUUUUGGGGAUUUGUGCCAAAGGCAUUAUCGUAUAUGAAAUAAGGAACAGCAGCAGAAUUGCAAGCUUACGAUUCCAGUGGCGAGAAACAGAGAAAAUUUACACCCACCGAAAGAAGUUCACUGUUGAAAGCAGCUUCAGUGGGAAAAAGCACACUUUCAUCACGGAUACUGCCAAGACGUGCACGUAUUUACUGGACCUCUGCUCUGCCCAGCAUAAAUUUAAUGCUCAGAUGAGCUCUGGACACUUUUAUAGAGCCUCUUCAGAGGACAAUAAAUUCUUGGAAACGGUGCCGGCCAACGCCGCCUUGGCGUCUCGACAGGAGCAUCUGGCCUUGGUUCGGAGAUUGUCUCGCUCGGAAGAUGGGCUGUCGGGAUCCAAGCAGGAAACUGCAUCUGCCAGUCUGAUGAGCAAAUCUUGUAAUAAUCUCAGUGAGGGAACCCGUAAUGGGGUAGGAGAAGACGGCGAUGAAGGCAGUGCUUCUGUUGAACAAUCUGAGAUAUCAGCUUCUGCAUCCAAAAAACAGAGAAAUUCUGACUACGUGGUUGUUCAGUCUGCCCAGAAACCUGUCAGUGAUCCUGUUGCACAUACUACCUCUUUAUCUGCAGCUCCAGAGACACCAAAUAUUAAGAGGGAGAACUUCUUAAGUGGACUGGAAAGAGAAAUAAUUUGUUUGACUCUACAGCGAGACCCAAAGCAUGGUUUUGGUUUUGUCAUUAUUGGUGGGGAAAAUAUAGGGAAAUUGGACCUUGGAAUCUUUAUUGCCUCAGUUGUACCCGAUGGACCGGCUGACCAAACUGGAAAGAUCAAACCAGGGGGCCGAAUAAUAGCCUUGAAUAACAUUAGUCUGGAGGGAGUCACGUUUAACAUUGCUGUUAAAAUGAUCCAGACUUCUCCUGACAAAAUGGAAUUGAUUAUUUCUCAGCCAAGAGGCACCUGUGAUGAGACAGCACAGGAGAAGACUGGACAAAGGAAAGGCUCCGAGUUCUCCUGUGCAGACAGUGGGGCGAUCAGGCUUCAAGGCAGCAGUUCAGCACACUCCAAAGAGCAAGACAUAAAUAUUGAUGAACUUGAAAUGUCUCUCUCUUGGAAUCUAACCCCCGAUUUGGAACCUCAAGUUUCAACUCCAUCAAUUGCCGGAAUCAACCUGAAGGAAGCUUCACUUGCCAACACAUACUCCGUGGAGCUGGUUAAAGAAGAAGGGACAUUUGGAAUCAGUGUGACUGGAAGCAUAAACACCAAUGUGAAGCAUGGUGGUGUCUAUGUGAAAUCCAUCAUUCCUGGAGGACCAGCUGCCAAAGAUGGACAAAUUAGAAUCGGUGAUCGUCUGCUGGAAGUGGAUGGAGUCAGCCUGUGUGGCGUCACUCAUGAACAGGCUGUGGAAUCUCUCAAGAGCUCGGGCCAGGUUGCGAGGCUGGUUUUAGAGCGAAGAGACCACAGAGCUGAGGAGCAAUGUCCAUCUGCUGAUGACAGAAAGGAAGAUGAAUGCGGUGCUGUUUCCUUGGCAACAACCUUGUUUGACAACCCCGGGGACCGUCUCUUAGUGACAGAUGAUAACACCUUUGAAAUCAACCUGACAAAGAACUCCAGUGGUCUGGGGUUCAGUUUUCUGCAGAUGGGAAGAGAGAGCUCAGAUCACCUCAGAAGCGACAUUGUGAGAAUUAAGAGGCUGUUUCCUGGGCAGCCAGCGGAGGAGAAUGGAAAAAUGGAAGUUGGGGAUAUUAUCCUAGCAGUGAAUGGAAAGAUGAUAGACGGUCUUUCAUACCAGGAAGUCCUUCACUUGCUGAGGGGGGCUCCCCAGGAUGUCACACUGCGACUCUGCAGACCACCUAAGGGUGUCAUGCCAGAAGUAGACCAGGGUUUUCUGACUCCAAAGCCUUCAUCAGAUAAAGAGUUCAUAAAUGCAGUCAGCACUCCCUCAGACUCUGGAAGCAGUUUGGACCAAGAUGACAGUGAGAGGGACAGCUCCUCUCCAGAACUGGAGGAAAACCUGGAUGCUCCAAUAACAUCUUUCCAUGAGACCAAGAUUCUGGAAGGAGAGGUCCAAGAACCAGGUGAAGAGAGACUCCUGAAUAGCCAUUUGCUUCAUCCUGAGGCUAUCCACAAUGAACAUUUUUGGAGAUCUUAUCAAAAUCAGAGUUGCUCACUUCCCUGAAAGGGGACGAGACAAAACUGCUACUCAGUAUGUGAUAGCCAGAAAGCUGGGAGGUAAGAGUUUCCUGUCCAGCAGUGAUGAUGCAUGUAGGAGAAAUUAUAUGGCUGGAAAUCAUGGAUUUCAAAUCAUACUUUUGAUUUUCAGAAUUAACACCUGGCAUUUACCUCCCCUUGAUCAUUGUAACACACCUGUAUUUGCUAUUGUUUCUUACUCAAAGUAAUAAUGAUAAUAAUGAUGGUACUUGUUAAGUGCUUACUAUGUAACAAGCUCUGUUCUAA
Tachyglossus aculeatus (Australian echidna) is the source of this 4123-nucleotide messenger RNA. RefSeq names its product FERM and PDZ domain containing 2 (gene FRMPD2). The record is from RefSeq and is a predicted model, not a curated record. Gene Ontology annotation, molecular function: protein binding. The transcript is spliced from 28 exons. NCBI's taxonomy places the organism in Eukaryota, Metazoa, Chordata, Mammalia, Monotremata, Tachyglossidae. Bases 9 to 3845 code for a protein of 1278 amino acids. Gene Ontology annotation, cellular component: cytoskeleton.